Messenger RNA from Ichthyophthirius multifiliis, 1585 nucleotides. RefSeq lists its product as hypothetical. Lineage: Eukaryota; Ciliophora; Oligohymenophorea; Hymenostomatida. The transcript has 3 exons. The record is from RefSeq and is a predicted model, not a curated record.
AAGUCCGAAAUCUUAACUAAAAUUAAGCUCAUUUAAAAGUGCAAAUCUAUCUAACCUAAACAAUAUGGAAUAAAUAUAAAAAAUCAUCGAAAAAUCAUAAUACAGGAGUGAAAAUGCCCAAAAUAAAUAAUUUGAAAGUACUCUAAACACAACAACCGUAAAGCCUCACAACAUAAGAGUAAACCCAUAAUUAGCAGAAUAUGCAUAUGAGGAAAUAAUGGAGAAAGAAAUGAAAGUUUCAGAAGAAGAAUACUAAGAAUUUAAAAGAAAAUAUCAUCGUAUGGUUUUUGACAAAAAGGGAAAUUACUUAUAUACAAAGCUAGAGCCAUAAACUGAGGAUUAAUAAAGAAGCAUAAAAGAAAUUUAUCAAUAAAAAAACACUUCUUAGAAAUUUCAAAAAGACCUCAUAAACCACCAGAAGAAUUUUUAGCCUGAAAAAAUAAUUUAAAAUUUAGUGAAAUCAUCAUAAGAAUAAGCUUCUAUGAACCCAAGGAAAAAAGCUAUUCUAGAUAUUAAAGAAAAAUCAUUAAAGGGCAUUUAAUAAAUGCUUAAUUUGGGUGUAAAAUAAAAAAUUAUUGAAAAUGCCUAAUAAGAAGUGAUUAAAGCAAGUUAAGAAAUGAUAAGCGAAGUAGAAAAAUUAAUAAGAGAAAAUGAAAUUUUAAAAGGAGAUUUGGAAAAAUCUAAAGACUUGAUAGUUGAAUUAUAAACUUAAAACGAGAACUAGAAUUGGAAGAAUUCUUGCUUAAAAAAAGAUAUUGAAUAAAUAAAUGUUAAUUUUGAUAUUUUAAAGAAUAAUUCUAGUCAACUUGAAGUAUUUAUUCCUGAAUAUAAGAAGCUUAUGUUAAAAUUUCCUGGAAUGAAUUCCAACACAUUAAUACAUAAAUUCGAAAAGCUUGAGAAUUUUUGUUUAGAAUUAAAUAAGAAAUCUUAAGAACUUGAAAUUUAAAAAAGAGAACUUGAAUAAGAAAAGUAGAAAAUAAAAAACUUAUUUGAUAGUGAUGUAUAGGAAUUAAAAAUAAAAGAAACAACAAGAAAAAAAUAAACAGAAAUGUAUUUAGAAAAAUUAAAAGAAAAAGAAAUCGAAUUAAAGGACUCAGAUGAAUAUAAAAAGAACUAUAUAUAGCUUUAAAACCGAAUUAUUAAUAUUUAUAACAAAUGGAAUUCGAAAAUAAAAGUUUAUUCUACUUCUAGAAAAGAUAAUGAACCAAUAGCUCAUAUUAAAGACCCUUUAGAAAUACUAGAUUAUAUGGAAAAAAAUAUUCAAAUUUCAACUUCGGAUAGACUUUAAGAGUAUUUAAGAAAAAUUAUCGUUUCAGCCAAUCUUUUACAAAGAAAAUAUCUUCCAUUAUUUGUAAAUGAAAAAUUUGAUCCAGAUAAAAUUUAUGAAAGAAUUCUUAAACUUGUAAAUAAUUUAAAUGCUGAGAAUUUCAAGUUAAAAGCUUAAAUAGAUUAAUUUAAAAAAAAAGAAUAAAAUACACAUGAUUUAAAUUAUCACACAAACAAAAAAAAUACAAAUGAAUAAAAUAGUACUAAUUCUUUUCCAAGAAAGCUUUCUUUAACAAAAACAUAUUAAUUUGAUGAUUGA